ACCGUGUUAACCUGAAUGCUCGUUGUGUCGUCCACAGCUGAGCUGGUCGUGGACAAAGCGAUGGAGUUGAAGUACGUCGGUGGAGUUUACGGGGGGAACAUCAAGCCGACUCCGUUCCUCUGCCUCACUCUGAAGAUGCUGCAGAUCCAGCCUGAAAAAGACAUCAUCGUGGAGUUCAUCAAGAACGAAGACUUCAAAUACGUCCGUUUACUCGGAGCGAUGUACAUGAGGCUGACGGGCACCGCGGUGGACUGCUACAAAUAUCUGGAGCCGCUUUACAACGACUACAGAAAGAUCAAAACUCAGAACAGAAACGGAGAGUUUGAGUUGAUGCACGUGGACGAGUUCAUCGACGAGCUUCUUCACGCAGAGAGGAUGUGUGACAUCAUUCUGCCCCGCCUCCAGAAGCGGCACGUCCUCGAGGAGGCCGAGAUGUUGGACCCACGUAUCAGCGCUCUGGAGGAAGACCUGGAUGAGGUGGAGAGCAGCGAAGAAGAAGACGAGGAAGAAGAGAAGCCGGAGCGACUCCAGACGCCUGAACCCCACAGACGCAGUUACCGUGACAACGACAGACCUCGCCGAUCUCCGUCACCUCGUUACAGACGCAGCCGCUCACCCAGACGGAGGAGCCGAUCUCCAAAGAGGCGAAGCCCGUCGCCGCGGAGAGAGCGCCAUCGCAGCAAGAGCCCCCGACGACAUCGCAGCCGGUCCAGAGAAAGACGGCACCGCUCCAAAUCUCCAGGUCACCACAGAAGCCACCGACACCGCAGCCACUCCAAGUCUCCGGAGAGGAGUUCAAAAAAGAGCCACAAGAAGAGUCGAAGAGGAAACGAGUGAUUUCACUUUUCUACCUUUGUUUUUUUUUUUUUUUUACCUUUUUGAAUUUUUUUUUUUUAAGUAAUUUUCCAGUUUUAGACGUUGGAAUAUGUACAGCAGCCGAUCGGCCUCAUCAGUCUGUGGUUCAAACCCUCUGAGAGAAUAAAAACUGUUUUCAGAUAAUUAUGGACAUUUUUUGACCCCUGUUGGAUUCGUGAAAAUGUAGAAAAUGUGUUUCUGUGUAACAUUUGUCUGGAAAUAAAGAGCCUCGUUUAUUA
Molecule: messenger RNA, 1094 nt
Organism: Larimichthys crocea (large yellow croaker)
Lineage: Eukaryota; Metazoa; Chordata; Actinopteri; Sciaenidae
Gene: prpf38a
Product: pre-mRNA processing factor 38A
Exons: 9
Coding region: 16-837 (273 amino acids)
Source: RefSeq, a predicted model, not a curated record